Ornithodoros turicata is the source of this 4658-nucleotide messenger RNA. RefSeq names its product partitioning defective 6 homolog beta-like (gene par-6). Gene Ontology annotation, biological process: centrosome cycle. Bases 145 to 1107 code for a protein of 320 amino acids. The transcript has 4 exons. The record is from RefSeq and is a predicted model, not a curated record. NCBI's taxonomy places the organism in Eukaryota, Metazoa, Arthropoda, Arachnida, Ixodida, Argasidae. Gene Ontology annotation, molecular function: protein binding.
CCAAAGGUAUGCGCUGACGACAUUUUUAUGGGGAAAAUUGGUUGCAUGUGGUUAUGUCCGUGUACUUUGUUUAUAGGUUUUAACGUGUUUUUAAUGCCAUUAAGAAAAUGCUGUUGUAGCUGAUUUUAGCCCAAUGAAUAAGCAAUGUCCAAGGGUUUGAAAAACUUGCAACCUCACCUCAACGGUAAUAUACUGGAAGUCAAAAGCAAGUUUGAUGCCGAGUUCCGACGGUUCUCGCUGGAUAAAGCUGAAGUAUCUAAGUACGACGAGUUCUGCAAGCUCAUCGAGCGAUUUCAUUGUAUUACUGAGGUGCCCUUCACUUUGUGCUACACGGACCCUAUCCACGGGGACCUGCUGCCUAUUAACAAUGAUGAGAACUUUGCACGUGCUGUUCAGUCUGCUCGACCACUGCUUCGGUUGUUAGUGCAACGCAAAGGGGAUAGCAGAGAAGAGCUCAAUGGUUAUGGUGCUCAAGGUGGUCGCAAAAAACGGUUCCUUGGUCAGUACUUGCUUCCAACAGGCACAAGACCAUCAAAGCCGCAGCUUUCUAUAUCAUUGCCUGAAGAUUUUCGGCAAGUGUCGUCAAUCAUCGACGUGGAUGUAGUGCCCGACACCUGUCGACGGGUGCGCCUGGUCAAACAUGGUUCUGACAAACCCCUUGGCUUCUACAUUCGAGAUGGUACGAGUGUACGUGUCACCCCACAUGGCCUCGACAGGGUGCCGGGCAUUUUCAUCUCUCGGUUGGUGCCCGGUGGCUUGGCCGAAGGGACAGGCCUUCUUGCUGUCAAUGACGAAGUUCUAGAAGUUAAUGGCAUUGAAGUGGUGGGCAAGACAUUAGACCAGGUGACUGACAUGAUGGUAGCCAACUCUGCUAAUCUCAUCAUUACUAUCCGUCCAGCCAACCAGUGUAGUGUAGGCACGCUUCAACGCCGAGGAUCGUUUGGGCGCUCUUCACAAAUGUCUCAUGGCUCACACAACUCUAAUCCUUCUGUGGUGUCAGACGACGACCGACUAGACGAAGAUGAGAUUCGUGACCAUACUGCAGGUUUUGAAGCUCUUGACGAAACUCCUCCACGCAGUGUUCAUGAUGGGGUCAUCACACUGUGAGGUUAUCAUGGCUCUGUCCUGAACUGUAUGUGUGGCCAAUCAGCAGUUCUUGCUUUGAAGAUACACAAUGCAAAUCAAAGAAGGUGAUCAGAAGGCUCCUGUACAGAGCAAAGAGAGAAUUGUGUAUGUCAUAUAAGAUGCCAUUUUAGAACCAUGUUUCCUGUUGUUUAAAAAUCAUGCAGCUAGCCUAUGAUGACGAAUGAGAAUUUACAAUGCAUUUCAUAUCAUGAACAAGAAAAUAUUUUUGCUGUAUUAUGACAUUCAGUGUAUGUUAGGUGGUAUCGACGUCACAUAACGUGAUUGACCAACUUGUUUCUAAGAGCAGAACUAUUUUUGCAAGUGUGUUUGUCUAAGCAAGAAAGUAACACUGCUCUGCAUCUUCAGAGCUAGAAAUUGAUAUUUUUAUACCUUUCUUGUUGCACACAGUUUUAGUGAACAUAUGUAAUGUGUUCAUGUUUUUUUAUAUAUAUAUAAAAGGCAGACACUGAGCAGGGUGUGGUGCAUGUGUGUAUCUGUGGUUCGUGUGCGACUGGAUUCACUUUCUGAGUGUGACGGACUAAAUUUACUCAUUUUCUAGUGCUGUGUUGAUGUGUGCAUGCAACAUUCCACUUUUUUGUAAAAUGUAUUUCGUAGACCACCUUGAUUCCAGUUCUGUCCAUACUGCUCUCAUCAUGAAUUCAUCUGUAACAUGUUUGCACAUGGCAUGCAUGGCCCUGGCAUAAUAUUAUCGACAAAGCGGAAUUGGAAUCAUUCAAAGGGUAGUGCAAAUCAAAGCAGCUGAAGUUUGUGCUGUAUUUCAACUGUGGAGCCAACCUUGUUAUGAGCCCCCUCCCCCAGUAUAGGAAGGUACUUUUCUUUGAUAUCACAUGCAGCUACUAUUUUUCUAGGUGAUAAAAUGAAAAACAAAGUGGUGUCAUAUUAGUCUCCCCAAUCAGGAAUGUGUUUUGACGUCAGUAUAUAAAUAUGUGGUGUAUACAUUUCACUGCUUCCUUGAAAGUGGCCUCUGAUUGUAUUCUUUUGCCACACUGACCAGCAGCAUUGUGUGAUAAACUUGCUCACUCUAGUUGGUAGGGUUGAUACCAACUGAUGCAGAUUUCCAUAUCAAGUCACGUGUACAUAACCUGCAAUCUUCCUUGCUACAUAGUACAUGCAUGAAGGUGAAGUUCCCUCUAUGGAAAUGAACUGUGUAGUGUUUCGCAUAAAAAUAUACACAUUGUCUACAAUCUGCUGGAAAUUACAGACCGUAACCUUGCACUUGGCAUCAUGCUUUCACUUUUUUCUUUUUUGAAUCGCUGAAGCUUUUAAAAUGUGCAGUAUGUUGAGUGAAAGCACAGCAAGACUUGGUUCCACAAAUUCUCAGCACAUCGUUCCCAGGAAAAUGCAUCACCUAAACCAUGUUCCCCACACGCAUUAUCAAGACUCGAUGUGUGAAAAAUGCUUUCUCGAAGCACAGUCAGUUUACUGGCUUUGCUGAAGCGGGAUAUGUUAGUUGGUGAUGUGCUUGCAGUGCAUUCAAUGCCAGCUCGCAUUUGGAGUGAUGAGUAGUAGUCCCAAAUGCUUCCAGGACGUAACGUGUCAUGGCUGCUUGAAACAUCAAAACCUGCUGCAAACUGACUGCAUCAAAAUUUGCUCCUUACCUGCCUCGUGGCUCCAUGCUUUCACCUGGGCAUGUGGUACUUCUAGGUGUGAUAAGUAGCCACAAAGUCUUCAGCCAUUUGCAGUUCACUAGUUUCAACAUCAUUGUCAAAAAAAAGCUUGAAUCCUGCUGGUGCAUGCAGGCUCGUUCGCUGUUUUACAUGGCAUCAAGUUCCACAGAGCAGAAAUUAUUUAAUACCAAACGGUACUUUCAAGAACGCCACAUAGCUCUGCAUUCUCCUUAUUCUGGCUGUCGCAUGUGUUGUACGUUCAUUCUGUAUUGGAGCACACAUCCAAGUGUGCCCAGAAAAGUGAGGCCAGUGAGACCUACCCAGUAAACCAAAUAUGUCCCAAGGAUAUCCUGGGGAAGAACUGAAUUUGACAUUUGGAUAUCCCAGGGAUGUUCGUGAACGUCCCGUUUACGUCCGUGCGACGUCCCUGGGAACAAACUUUCUUCCUCAUUUUGCAGUCCUGGGGACAUCCUAUGAACGUCUCCGUUGGAUAUCUGGAUGUGAAUGGGACGUUUACCGUUUCAUAUCAAAUUAGCUUGUAUGCUGAGCACUAUGCAUUGUUUAUUAAGUUUUUGUUAUCUGUCCACGUUUUAGAAAUAGUUUUGGAUAAAUAAUCGACAUCUUUUAUUUGAGAACGGUAUGCAAGCGCGGUAUACAGCUAUGGAUACAGCACUCAUCGGCAACGCCACGUGACCUUGCGUAUCCUAUUGUUGUUAUGGGAGACCGCUUGCACUGGCACAUACACACAUAUGCGAUAUCGAGUGAGCACUACCUACGGAGGCCUGUGGUGGCCUCUUUUGGCGUACUGGAUGGAGCAUAUACUGAAAUGAGAGUUGUAGGAGUACGUUCAGUAAGUGUACAGCAGGGUGAACUACGAUUGUAACGGUGAAGAUGUCUUGGGAACUAAUUAGUUCGUGUGCCAACAACGCCGAAGCAUAACCGUUGAUACUUUUGGUGUCCCUUUCUCACAAACAUUGUGUUUUUAAUUCAAACUAUCUUCCAUGAUGUGAUUACUCUGCAAAUACAGGUCUAAACCCAAAAUGUUUCUCGCUUUGCUUACGUCACUCCAGUAAGCGUCACGUGUCCCAGAUAUGUGCGCAAAAUGCAACGCGGUGGGGCAAUUCUUUUUACAUCCUGCAGAUGUCCCUGGGAGAUACAAUGUCGGACGAUUUUCAACGUCACAUUGUGGACGUCCAAAUAACGUCUGGUGGACUUCCUGGACAUAGGUGACGUGUGCGACUUUUCUGGGACGUCCCUGGGAUAUUUCUGGUUUACUGGGUACUGUAAACUUAUCUGAGUGAAGAUUGCCUUGUUACUGUGGGAAUUCCCGCAAUGACCCAAGUUUAUCAGGUGGGAGCUCAUCAUUGAACAAACUUUAUGCCUGAAUUGUGAAUGAUUGUAAACUCCUCCAAGUUAUACAGUUUCAGUACCAAAGUAGGUAAACGAAAACAUUGAUGUUGUAUUUAGAGCUUGCACUUCCUAACAUCAUUACAACCCAAUGAGAAAUAUUCGUGUUUAUUUGUUAUGAAUUAAUGUUUGUGCUUUUAUGUGACAUUUAAUAUGUUCUCUACUUUGCAGUUGCACAACCAAAGGCAAAAGUUGCAUGGGGUCCAUAUGUAGAAAGACUCUUUAUCAUUCACUGCAUAUGUCUUUACCUUAGGCUGCUACUGUAACAUACCUCUGACUAUUCUGCUUGUUGAAAGUGCUGAGCUUUAACCUUUGAGCUGAAAGUGCCUUGUUACAGAAAUGCUGGAAGGCCCAAGAGUUUAUCAUUUCUUGAAGGCUGGCCUUCAAGGAAGAGCUUUUCUAGUGCCUCUCUUGUAGUUUCAAAAUGUCGAGCUCUGUUCUACCUUCGUAACUGCGAAGUAGUACCUAAUAAACUUCAAUUUUAUUAUAUGUAUACAA